GAAAAAUUUUAGAAUGGAUGAAGAAGAUGUUAUUUUCUCAGGAUCACCUUUAGCAGAAUAUUUGAGUUCUGAGGGAGUUUCAGAUGUAAGCACAUCUAGACCAACAAAUGAGCCUUUGGGAAGUGCGGAUGAAAAGCAUGAAAAUGGACAAUUGGGUUCUAGAUGCCCAACAUUGAUAGACAAGCUGAGCUACUGGUUUAGGUGGUCACAGAAUGUGGUAUUGGGUGAUGACAGUAGAAAUAAACAGGUGCUUUUGCACACUGAUGAGAUACUGAAACAUUUUCACAACUCUGGUCUCUUACUAGAAGAUCUUGGAGAUACUGAUGACAUAACAACAGAAGAAGAUUCAAGAACUUCAUCCAAGUUUCACUCAAGAAGUAUCAUGCUUUGGAUUGGUUGUUUUGGCUGUAUUCUUGGACUAGCACCAACUUUGUUACAAACAAAUGGACUGUUUCCUCCCUCACAAACAAUUCAACAGAUAGGUGGCACUAUUUCUGUUACUGUAGCAACAACAACAUUCAUCCCACUAGGACUACGGUAUUGGAAAAAUCACAGAUUGAAAAGAUUGGGAACAGUGGGACUGAGAAUCUUGGAGACGUUCUUCAUUAAUGUAAAGAACUACUGCAAAGUUCUAGAGAGGAUUAUUAAACUGACUGUUGAACUGCAACUUAUCAAACGAGGCUUUUCUUUGCAAUCUGUAAAGUCUGGUGCUACCAACCAGGGAGAUACUGGUAUAUUGUUUGAUCUCAGACAACAUCUGCACAGCAGUGUUAAUAGAGUCAUCGAGGAACAGCUGUUGUAUCUAGAUGAGCUUAUGAAAGUUCUUCCAAAUAACAAGGAUGUUAAUACAGUAAUUGAUACAGACCCACUCAUUAUGUAUAUCAUGAACAGUGUCAGAGAGGAGUCUUUCAGGAUUAACCAAGAGAAAGAGUCUAAAAUCACUCUGCAGAGUUUAAAGAAAUUGAACAACUGUAUGAAUCUUGUGUUUUCCGCCACAGCUCAGAAACUUGCCUCGAGUUUCUAUAGCAACAGGACAAACACUCCAUCUAUAUUGAUAUCAUUGAAUUAUCUGCACAAACUGAGUCUGAUAUGUGACACUCUCCACACACAAUUCAAAUCCUUAGAAACUGACUACAAAAUUGAACUGUACAAGUUUCUCCAACCUAAUUUGAUGACAGCCAGAAAAUCUGAAGUCCAACCCCUACAUGGAGUGUGUAGUAGUAUUCAUGCUUUAGAACUUAGGCUUAUGUCAUCUUUAACAAAGGUUCGAAAUCUCCAGGAAGACUUAGACAAUGUGAAUACAGCUGAAGACCUUCUUAUCCCUAUAGAAGACAGUUGUGAGGUUAUCAAGGCAGAGUUAGAGUGUUGUGUAGCAUUUCACAGCAUGUUGGAAGCUGAUGUUAACAAGCUGAGCAACACUGAUACAGUGGAUAACAUCCAACCUGACGAUCCACUCACCAUACCAACCCCUGGAGUUCCUACCAAAGUGACUCUAUUACCAGCAGAGGCUCCUCUUGAAGUAGACCAGGUGUGGGUAGGUUACACUGAUGAUGUCAUAGAACCAGGCGAUGGUAACCAUGGGGAUGGCCUUAUGCUGCUAAGUGAAGAAGAGAGGAUUGCAAGGAAACGUGAGAAGGAAACUGCAAAGUACAUGUUAUCUGAACUUAGAUCUGUCAUAGUGCCUCGGGCAGCAGAGAUGAACAAACGUGAAUCUAAAGCCUUGAAGCUAAAAAACUUAACCAAAGAUGGCACUGACAACAGUGUCACAAAUAUUGAAGAUCUUAACAACCUGUUGACAACAAUUAAUUACAAACCGAAAUGUGCCAAAGAUGAAACAAAUGGUGUUGAUGAUGGUGAGGCUACAUCACCAGAUGGUGCUGACAUAUAUGAUAAAGAAAAUAAUGGUGCAAUAGUGAGGGAUGAAAGGACAUCUCAAAGUGCAAUAACUGAAUCUCCAGACACUUCUAUUCAAACUCAUUCAAAGAUGGCAGCACCAUCAUUUGAAACUGGUACGGAGAAGCCAACUUCAAAAUUUGAGGAGCAGAAUCAUGAAAUUAGCAAUACAAAAAACACUGAUUUUAAAUCCCAUGUAAAUACCUAUGUGGAUCAGAACACUGGUGAAUCAGAUGAAGAAGAUUUGAAUUCAAGAACAAAUAAUCAAGCUCACUUUGAAGAUAUAUUAUCGCAGGGAUGUUUUUCAUUCACUGCAAAUAUUGCAAAGGCGGCCGCCAUGAGAUCACAAGUUAUGAAUAUGACGGAGGAGACAUUCGGCAGUGACAGUUCUGACAGUGAGCAAUAAGGAAUAAUACUACAGUACAGCAAUAUGCUCUACAGGAUCGUAAUCAUUACAAUAACUCUGUUAACACUGGCAAUUUAAAAAAUGUCAGGUGAAUUUUAAUACAACCAGCUUAUCACAAUUUGUACCAUUUAGGAAAAUCAUCCGACUGUCAUUCAGUUUUGACUUGAAAUCCUUAAUGAAUGCAAAGUAUCGUAAUUUUUAAAUAUUCUGAAAUCAAAAGUGCCAUUUUGGUAAUUGAAGGUCAUCAAAGGUCAGAUCUU
This is a messenger RNA of Owenia fusiformis, 2559 nucleotides long. The record is from the annotation of a GenBank genome assembly. Lineage: Eukaryota; Metazoa; Annelida; Polychaeta; Sabellida; Oweniidae.